GUGGUGUGCUCAGAUUUUUCUAGUAGACUUGGAGCUUUGGAGCAUUUAUUGGGUUUUAGUUUUGCUCGUUUUAGUGCACGGAUAUUGGCAUUUAUUAAUUUUAAAUAGAUAAUUUCGAAUCUUUUUGGAAGACCAAAACAAUAAAACAAUAUGCUUCGUUUACCACUCAGACUUGCUCGUACUAACAUCCACCGCCAGUUGACGAUCCGCGGAUUUGCCAAAGAUGUUAAAUUUGGUCCAGAGGUAAGAGCUCUGAUGUUGCAAGGUGUUGAUGUUCUGGCUGAUGCUGUGGCAGUUACUAUGGGUCCAAAAGGUCGGAAUGUUAUCAUUGAGCAAUCAUGGGGCUCACCAAAAAUAACUAAGGAUGGCGUAACUGUCGCCAAAUCCAUCGAGUUGAAAGAUAAAUUCCAAAAUAUUGGCGCCAAACUUGUUCAAGAUGUUGCUAAUAACACAAAUGAGGAGGCUGGUGACGGCACAACCACAGCAACGGUAUUAGCACGAGCUAUUGCAAAAGAAGGAUUUGAAAAGAUCUCCAAAGGAGCUAAUCCAGUAGAGAUUCGUCGUGGUGUUAUGCUUGCCGUAGACACUGUUAAAGAUCAUUUAAAAGCAAUGUCUCGUCCAGUUAAUACCCCCGAAGAGAUUGCACAAGUAGCAACCAUAUCUGCUAAUGGAGACAAAGAUGUUGGAGACCUCAUUAGCGAAGCCAUGAAGAAAGUUGGUCGUGACGGUGUUAUCACAGUUAAAGAUGGCAAAACUCUUUCAGACGAAUUGGAAGUAAUUGAGGGCAUGAAAUUCGAUAGAGGUUACAUUUCCCCCUAUUUCAUCAAUUCAUCUAAGGGUGCUAAAGUCGAAUUCCAAGAUGCAUUACUUCUUCUCUCCGAAAAGAAAAUUUCCUCAGUUCAAAGUAUUAUUCCCGCUCUUGAAUUAGCUAAUUCCCAACGUAAACCUUUGGUUAUAAUUGCUGAAGAUAUUGAUGGCGAAGCACUAAGCACACUUGUAGUAAACCGACUUAAGAUAGGUUUGCAGGUUGCAGCGGUCAAGGCACCCGGAUUUGGUGAUAACCGUAAGUCUACACUUACUGAUAUGGCUAUUGCAUCAGGUGGCAUUGUUUUUGGGGAUGACGCAAAUUUGGUUAAGUUGGAAGAUGUACAGCUAAAUGAUCUUGGAAAAGUUGGAGAGGUUGUCAUUACCAAGGAUGACACUUUGUUGCUCAAAGGCAAGGGCACAAAGGAAGAUAUUGGUCGUCGCGUGGACCAAAUCAAAGACCAAAUUAAUGAAACCACUUCUGAAUAUGAAAAGGAAAAAUUACAGGAACGUUUAGCUCGUUUAGCUUCUGGUGUGGCUUUGUUGCGUGUAGGCGGCUCAAGUGAAGUAGAAGUAAACGAAAAGAAGGAUCGUGUUAAUGAUGCCCUUAACGCCACACGCGCUGCAGUAGAAGAGGGAAUAGUUCCUGGAGGCGGCACUGCUCUUCUGAGAUGUAUUCCAGUAUUGGAAGGCCUCAAAGGAGCUAACGAGGACCAAAAUAUGGGAAUUGAAAUUGUUCGCCGUUCUCUUCGAAUGCCUUGCAUGACUAUCGCUAAAAACGCUGGCGUUGAUGGUGCAAUGGUUGUAGCUAAGGUUGAAACAAAGGAUGGAGACUUUGGUUAUGACGCACUCAAGGCAGAAUAUGGAAAUUUAAUUGAAAAGGGUAUUAUUGACCCAACAAAGGUGGUUCGCACGGCUAUCACUGAUGCUUCUGGUGUGGCUUCUCUUCUGACUACAGCUGAAGCCGUCGUGACUGAGAUUCCAAAGGAGGAGGCUGCUCCUGGUCUUGGUGGAAUGGGCGGAAUGGGAGGAAUGGGUGGAAUGGGAGGAAUGAUGUAAAAUAUCUUCUAUGUUAAUCAUUUCCAUUGUUAAAUAUGUUUAAAUUUUACAUGUUAUAUAUGUAAAUUAAUGAGAUACAAUUAGUAGCUUUAAACACUUACAAAUUAUAAAUUAGUUUCAUCGAACUGGUGCUGUUUUGACUGUAUAACACCAAAAACGGUGCCUCUGAUCAUUUUUAAACGAGUAUGCACAGCGGGAAACGAUACUACUGUAGUCUAAUCGCACUAACGCCCAAAUAAAUCGUUGAAAUACAUACAGUUCUGUCAAAUGAUAA
Messenger RNA from Anastrepha ludens (Mexican fruit fly), 2137 nucleotides. RefSeq names its product heat shock protein 60A (gene Hsp60A). The record is from RefSeq and is a predicted model, not a curated record. Gene Ontology annotation, cellular component: mitochondrial inner membrane; mitochondrial matrix. Gene Ontology annotation, molecular function: ATP-dependent protein folding chaperone; ATP binding; protein-folding chaperone binding. Lineage: Eukaryota; Metazoa; Arthropoda; Insecta; Diptera; Tephritidae. The coding region runs from base 151 to 1863 and encodes 570 amino acids. The transcript is spliced from 4 exons. Gene Ontology annotation, biological process: apoptotic mitochondrial changes; mitochondrial unfolded protein response; protein import into mitochondrial intermembrane space.